UCAAUGCCAUCACUGGAAACCAUUGGAAAGUAUGGGAAGGUCGAAGUGAAAAAAAAGCAAACACGCCAAGUGAGCUCUAAAAAAUGGAUAAAAUACUGCUUAGCCCAGCAAUUAUUUGCAGAUUAUCUGUGAGAUACUUUGGAAAACAUAAUAAGCGUUGGGUUUACAAGGAUGGUGUCCGAUAUGGGAAGAUUCUCUACUAUCCCCGUGAUCCUGACCACAAAGACCCACCAAUUGAGCCUUCAAAACUGUUCAUGGUGAAGAGAAUAAAGCCAUACAAGGGAAUCCCUUUUUGGGAAAAGAGAAUUAUAAGAGACCUGGGAAUUGAUGAGAGUACAAGUGAAAUUGCAAUUGUAAAAAACACCCCAGAAAUGAAUACACUUUUGUGGAAAGUGAAACACUUGGUGAAAAUCACUCCUAUUACUUUCCCUUACGGAGAACCUACGGAAGAAGACAUCAAUUACACCUUUCUGAAGGAGACAGGAGAAUGCAUAGUGGCCAAAGAAAUCAAGGUGGACGACAGUAGAUUACAAGCAACAGAGAAAUUUGUAAAGGAUCAAAAACGUCUUGAUAUGGAUACUCUUAAAAGAGAUUCUCGCCUGAAAUGGCUCAAUCCUUGGUAGAAAAAAUGUUUUUGUAGUACGAAUGGCAGGAAAUAUAUUUGAGUUGUAAUUCUUAAAUAUAUUUAAGUUAGUUAUUUUA
Molecule: messenger RNA, 702 nt
Organism: Phlebotomus papatasi
Lineage: Eukaryota; Metazoa; Arthropoda; Insecta; Diptera; Psychodidae
Gene: mRpL30
Product: 39S ribosomal protein L30, mitochondrial
Exons: 3
Coding region: 84-623 (179 amino acids)
Biological process (GO): translation
Cellular component (GO): large ribosomal subunit; mitochondrion
Molecular function (GO): structural constituent of ribosome
Source: RefSeq, a predicted model, not a curated record